Messenger RNA from Rubroshorea leprosula, 2582 nucleotides. Lineage: Eukaryota; Viridiplantae; Streptophyta; Magnoliopsida; Malvales; Dipterocarpaceae. The record is from the annotation of a GenBank genome assembly.
AGGUAAUUGAAACCAUCCUAAAGUUCCUUUUUCAUUAAUCCAGAGAUAGACCCGAUUAUUGCUGACUUAAGCAUCCGAGUGUCUACCCCGAGGACCCACCUCGGGGCUUUGUAGGUUUAUCUGAAGUGAAGAUGCAGAUUGAAGAAGGAUCUUUGGUUUGGUGCAAUUACAUUUGGUGUCGUCUGUGGGAAUUUGAAUUGAAAGCUCUCUUGUUGCUCUUUCAUCAUGUUUAACACUCGAUCAGUCUGAGCUGGAAAUCCAUCUCAACCCUUUGGACAAGGUCAAGUAUCCAACAACCUUCCACCUCAGAUCCCAAAUAUGUUCCCUCCUAGUGAUCAUGCAGAAGGAGGAGAUGAAAACCAACCCCACAACUCAACUCACAACUCAGCUUCCACUGCCAAUCCAGAUGUAGUUAUAGCUCAACUUGCUGCUAUGCAACAACAGUUUGGUGUCUUUCAAUUAGUAUUGGCUCAGCUCUUAGCUCAAAAUAACCCUGGUGAUCCCCUCAUCAAUUUACUUAACCCUGCUCCACAACCCCCAACUCCACAGCAAGACCCUCAACCAGUUCAGCAUGCUCUUGCUCUCACUGAACAGCGAGGUGCCCCACCUCCACACCACAAUACUGACUCCAUACCCCAUCCUCUGAACACCAACAUUACAUUGGAACCUUAUCCUGCUGGUUUCAAAAUUCCUCAGCUCGAGAUUUAUGAUGGGACAAAGGAUCCUGAUAAUCAUCUACAUGCUUUCUACUCUUGUAUGCAAACUCAGAACGCCUCUGACGCGUUGAUGUGCAAAAUCUUUCCCUCUACUCUCCAAGGUAAUGCUCGAACUUGGUACUAUAGCUUGCCCCUAAGAUCUAUCAGCUCUUAUAUAGAAAUGGCAUCUACUUUUGCCACAAAGUUUUCUAGUAGAAGGUUGAUCAGGAAAACUACUUCUAAGCUGAUGCAAGUUAAACAAAGGGAUGGAGAAUCUUUGAAGAAUUACAUGGGUAGAUUCAAUGAUGCAGUGUUGGAAGUUAACUCCUUCGAUCAAUCCGUGGGAAUUGCAGUUGUGAUCUUAAGUCUUAACCAUGAAAGAUUCAGAGAUAGUUUGAUCAAGCAUCCUGCUACAACCUUUAACGAGGGGUCACAACCACAAGCAGUUCGUAAUCCAUCAAACAGGCAAGGCGUGGGAUAUCAACAAGCCCCACCUCCGCCCCCACCACCAGCUAGAAUUAUACACAUGAUUAUAGGAGGACUGGAAGCAGGAGGUUCGGUUUCUAGUUAUCAAGAUAGCGUCCUCUUUCAAUGUUGUUAUUGGCUGACCCACGCUGACCGAAAUCCGCACUGUGGUUUCCCAACUUUGCAUGAAGUUCCCAACUCCUAUGGGAAUAGCAACACUACGGGGCAACCAGGAGAUAUGUUAGGAAUUCCAACCUUGGUAUCUCAGCAUAAGCUCAGCACCAAUCCAUUGAAAAAACCAGUAACCCAGAAGCGACGUCUCUUCGGGGGGAAGAGGCUUCAGGUCAUAAAAGAAGAGGUAGAGAAGCUUCUACAAGCUGGUUUCGUCAGAAAAGUUGACUAUUGCGAAUGGGUGGCUAACUCAGUGCUGGUUAAAAAGGCAAAUGGUAAAUGGCAAAUGUGCAUUGAUUACACAAAUCUCAACCAAGCUUGCCCCAAGAACUGCUAUUCGAUGCCGAGCAUUGACAAGCUGGUUGAAACAGCUUCAGGAAAUGAGAGAUUAAGUCUCUUGAAUGCAUAUUCUGGGUAUCACCAGGUGCCGAUGGCUUUGGAGGAUGAAGAAAAAACCUCGUUCUAUGCUGCUGAUGAAAUCUAUUCCUAUGUCAUGAUGCCAUUUGGCUUAAAGAACGCAGGUGCUACUUAUCAGAAAAUGGUGACCAUCGUCUUCCGAGCUCAGAUCGGUAGGAAUCUGAAAGUUUAUGUCAAUGAUAUUGUCGUAAAAGAGCCUGAAAGCUUCAUGGUUUCCCAAAGAGGGAUUGAGGUCAAUCUAGAAAAGAUCAGAGCAAUUGCCGAAAUGAAACCACCGAAGUCAGUGAAAGAUAUACAGAGAUUAACUGGAAGAGUGGCAGCUCUUCAUAGGUUCAUAUCGAAGUCAGCAGAUAAGUGCCUACCAUUUUUCAAGAUCAUGAGGUUAGCUGCCCAAAAAGAUGAAUCAGAUGGAUACCGAAGCGAACAUGCUCUAAAAUUUAACUUCGAUGCAACAAACAAUAUGGCUGAGUAUGAAGCUUUGCUACUUGGUCUGCAACUGGCAUUGGAGUUGAAAGUUAGGGCGAUCCAAGUGUACAGUGACUCCCAGCUUGUGGUUAAUCAAGUCAACUCAAUCUACGAAGUCGUUGAUCUUGUGAUGGUGAAAUAUGUAGCCCUGGUGGCCGAGCUGAAGUGCAAAUUCCAGAAAUUCUGUCUGAACAAAAUUCCCCGAACUGAGAAUGAAUAGGCAGAUUCACUCUCUGAGUUUGCCUCUGAUAGCUCUUUAAACUCUAGAUCAGUUUUUGUGGAAAUCUUAGAUGAACCAAGCUUCAUGAAGCCACAAAUGAUGGAGAUCAGCACAGACCCAGACACACCGAGCUGGACUGACUCAAUUAC